Messenger RNA from Phyllostomus discolor (pale spear-nosed bat), 2193 nucleotides. It is a transcript of the gene MTARC2, whose product is annotated as mitochondrial amidoxime reducing component 2. Lineage: Eukaryota; Metazoa; Chordata; Mammalia; Chiroptera; Phyllostomidae. Bases 211 to 1236 code for a protein of 341 amino acids. Gene Ontology annotation, biological process: nitrate metabolic process. The record is from RefSeq and is a predicted model, not a curated record. Gene Ontology annotation, cellular component: mitochondrial inner membrane. Gene Ontology annotation, molecular function: nitrate reductase activity; molybdenum ion binding; pyridoxal phosphate binding. The transcript is spliced from 7 exons.
GGAAGACCCUGGAAGCCCAGCUGGCUCGCACCGCGUGACCCGGGCCCACCCCUCCGGAGAGGAGCGCUCUGAUAGGCCGGGCAGGGGUUCCCGGAACGGAACGGCCCUCCUGCUGGGCUCCGGACCAAAGGUCGCACCAAGGGCUGACCGGGGACAGCGGUGACCCCCCGCCCCCAGCUCCCCGCCUGGCCCACCCGCAACUGCUGAGCCAUGGGCGCUGUGGGCUCCUCGGUGCUGAACCGCCUUGGUGUCCCACCGCCACGAUCGCCCGCGCAGCCCAGGUCCGCCUGGCUCGCAGCGGCAGCACUGGGACUGGCCGCGGUGGCGCUGGGGACGGUCGUCUGGCGCCGCACGCGGUCCAGGCGGCCGCGGCGGCUGCGGCAGGUGGGCACCGUGGCGCAGCUGUGGAUCUACCCGGUCAAGUCCUGCAAGGGGGUGGCGGUGAGCGAGGCCGAGUGCACCCCCUUUGGGCUGCGCCAGGGGCACCUGCGGGACAGGUUUUGGCUGGUGAUUGAUGAGACGGGGAACAUGGUGACCGCUCGCCAGGAACCUCGCCUGGUCGUGAUUUCCAUGACCAGUGAGGGGGACGCCCUGACCCUCCAUGCACCCUCCAUGGAGGACCUGCUGCUGCCCCUCAGGACGCCCUCCGCAGGCGCGGUGUGGAAGUGCAGGGUUCACGGCCUGGAGAUCCAGGGCAGGGACUGCGGCGAGGCGGCGGCCCGGUGGGUCACCGGCUUCCUGAAGACCCGGCCCUGCCGCCUGGUGCAUUUCGAGCCUCACAUGCGGCCCAGGAAGUCCCACCAGAUAAAGGACGUGUUCCGGCCCACAGACCAGGUCGCUUACGCCGACGCCAGCCCACUCCUGGUCCUCUCGGAGGCCUCGCUGGCGGACCUCAACGGCCGGCUGCAGCAGAAGGUCAAAGCCGCCAACUUCAGGCCCAAUAUCGUCGUUUCGGGGUGUGCCGGCUACGCGGAGGAUUCGUGGAACGAGCUUCGUGUUGGAGGUGUGGAGCUGAGGAGGGUGAUGGCUUGUUCCAGGUGCGUUCUGACGACAGUGGACCCGGACACUGGCGCCAUGAGCAGGAAGGAGCCGCUGGAGACGCUGAAGAGCUACCGCCUGUGUGACCCUUCUGAACAGAAACUGUAUGGAAAAUCGCCUCUCUUUGGACAGUACUUUGCCCCGGAAAGCCCGGGCACCAUCAAAGUGGGAGACCCCGUGUACCUGCUGGGCCCCUGAUAGGAACCGCGGGUCCUGGAGUUGCAGAUGUCCUCAGAAAUGCCAGCUCUUGCACAACAGCAUUUGGGAACGGAUCCCUCCGCGUUUUCUUAAGAUCCGUGAUUUCCAAGUCUUGUCUCUUUCGGACGUCCCGGUGCUCAAAGCAGAGAAAUACACUCUCGAUAGCAAAGCCGGACUUCAGGAGGUCACUUCAAGGACAAGAUUCUGAAACCGUGUUUAACCACGGCCGUGGGGUAAUUCUUUCUCCUGCUUCUACACUCGUCUACCCAGCACUCUCCCCUCCACCACCACCUCGUUACCGCUCCCCAGGGACAGGGAGAGAAGAGAAAGAGGAAGAUUGGGCGAGUGAGGGGAAUGUUCUAGAAUGUUCCGGAAGGUUUUAUUGCCAGGUGCGGGGGGCACGUCAUGGAAAUUAAAUACCUCCCCAAAUAGGGCUGGAAUAUCACUUUGCUUUACCCCUCAAGCCCUGGGCUGGCUCUUGAAAAGACCCUCAGGGACCACGUAAGAACCACGGCUCUUCUUGGAUCUGGCCCGGCUGCCUCUCAGUCAGUGACCAUGAAGAUUUGGUGAAUCCUCGUCAACACGCAGCCUCUGGGCUGUGGGACAGCAGAAAUGUCGGGCUGGACAUCCCACCUGUGACAGCCAGGUGGCUGUCACACGCUGAUAAGGAAACGUGUGAAAAGCAAGACCAACCACAACGGCCCUGCGGUGAAACAAGAGUAUCAGACACAUUGCACUCAUGAUCCAGGGCUUCUCCCGACGGGAGACAGGGAGCAGCAGCACCACAGAGGGGGGACCCCUGGUUGGAUGCUGUCUGAGAUGCCCGUUGAUGGUGCUGGGGAAGGAAAAGGUAGGGCGCCUCUGCAGGUAAGAACCCAAAGGAAGCUUCUUAGCAGGAGGUGGUGCCAUCUAGUGGCACUGAAGGGCAGCGCAGGCUACGCUGUUGAAAAGACUGGG